AUGAUAUUCCUUACGAGUCUUACCUUCUCGCUCAUCUUCAGAGUUGGAAGACUUAGGAAUGUCGUGAGCAAAAUCGUGACAACACUGUAAAAACUCCCCCGACUUUCAACUCUGUACUCCCAGUCAUGCUCAAAGCAACAACUUCCUUGAAAAUGUCAACGUAUCAUACAGUCUGUUCAAUGAAAUCUGGAAAAAAUGCCGAAUUAUAAAGGAACAAACUAUUUGAACAUACGAACAGCUCAAGCACCAUCUGCUGAAAAUGUUUCAUGACAGAGAAAUUAACAAUUGAAAUAGCAUCGCAGUAACAGGUGGUGGAAGUGCUUCAAGCUUUUGAUUAGGAGAAUAAUGGGUAGCGCGUCCUCGAAGUUCAAGAAGUACCUUCAGCAUGGUGACGAAUUUGCGGCCAUGCAAAUAUAUCAAAGCUCUCCAGAAUUGAGGAAAAAUUUAGAUCCGAACUUAAGUUAUGGAGACAGUCAUCAGCACAAUACUGCCCUUCACUAUGCUGCUAAGCACGGCAUGAAGCAUCUCUUGCGAACUUUUCUAACAGACCUCGGGGGUGAUCCGAACAAGAAAAAUGCAGCCAACGAAACAGCUCUACACGCAGCCUGUAAGCUGGAUGAUGAAAGAUCCAGAAGAGGAUAUGGAGCUCAAGACAGAAGAGCAGCUUGUGCUCAUCUGCUCUUGGCUUGGAAAGGACCUGCUAUUGAUCUUACGACUGGAAGGAGGGAAAGAGUUGAUGUGGGAGCUCAGGAUAAAGAAGGCAAUACCGCUCUCCACUGGGCAGCUCAAACAGGGCUUAAAAGAUGUGUUGAGCUUCUACUAGCUCAUGGGGCUCCACUAUUCAUCGAAAAUAAUGACAAACUGACGCCAUGCGAUCUUGCAAUGAGAGGUUCCCAUCAUGAUAUUGCUAGGUUGUUGGAAAGCAGAAUGGUUUUCGCUGACAAUGCCGACAUAGUAAACGAAGACGAAGUGAUCCAUGAACAAGAGGUCUACAGUGGUCUACGGAGCCAAGACUUGCAAGAAGCCAAGGACCAACUAUUGGUGGACACCUCAGAUAUGUUGAAAAUUCCACUUUUCACUGCCGAAGCUUUAUUGAGGGACAAUGAGUGGUCUAGAGAACUUCUCCUGGAAAAAUGGAUGAGGGAUCCAGUACAGUGUUGCCAAACUGCUGGAGUACCUGCGCCACCAUCUGCUUUGCUACAACACGCUGGAUCAUUUGAAUCGACUGUAUCAAGUAUUACCAACGAAGUCGUGACUGAGGAUAAGGAAGCUUUGUGUGACAUAUGCCUGCUAGAAACCACUUCGAAAGAUAAACCACCGAUAAGCAUGUCGUGCAAGCAUUAUUUCUGCAAUACUUGCUGGAAGAGCUACUUGACAUCGAAAAUUCAAGAUGGAGAUGCUCACCACAUACUUUGUCCAGCUUAUCAGUGUCAUAUUUUGGUACCGGUAGAUUUAAUCGAGAAGCUUGUUACACCAGAAAUGGCUAGGAGGUAUCUGCAGUUCGAUAUCAAGGCGUUCGUGGAGAGUAACAAAAGCAUCAAAUGGUGUCCAGUGGCUGGUUGCGGCCGAGCUGUCAGAUAUCCUGAAGCCGAGCAACGCGCAGCCUCAACUGAAGGCAAUCCAACCCCCAAGGUGACAGUUUCGGACACUUCCCAUGCUGUCGAUUGUGGAAAUGGACAUUUCUUCUGUUGGGAAUGCCUAGGAGAAGCUCAUGCUCCUUGCGGCUGUAAACAAUGGCAAGAAUGGCAAGUCAAGAUCAAAGAGGUCAAACCAGAAGAACUCAAAGCUUCUUGUACAGGAACUGAAGAUGCUGCCAAUUUUCUGUGGCUAGUGACCAAUGCUAAGCCAUGCCCAAAUUGCAAAAGUCCGAUACAGAAAAACGAGGGAUGUAACCACAUGAAAUGCUCCAAAUGCAAAUUCGACUUUUGCUGGGUAUGUCAAGAAGCGUGGAAACGCCAUAGCUCUGCGACAGGUGGCUACUUUAGAUGCAAUAGAUUUGAAGCUGUGACGAAGGCUGACGAGAAACAAGGUUCGCUCAUGAUAGAGGCGAUGGACAGGAAUAAUCAGAUGCAAGAGAUUUCUAGAUUUUUACAUUUUUAUACCAGGUUUAAAAACCAUGAGAAUAGUCAGAAGCUCGAGGAACCUUUGCUGACCGGCGUUAAACAGAAAAUGGAUUUGUUGGCUAGUAGCUUGGGUUUGAAAAAAGGUGAAGAUGCUGGUGAGAAAGGAAUGAAGUUUGUUGAAGAUGGAGUUAGGGAGUUACUCAAGGCAAGAAGAGUCCUGUGUGGAUCUUAUGUUUACGGAUACUAUCUUGAAGAUGACGGUUACAAUAAGACAAUUUUCGAAUUCAUGCAGAACGAACUGGAAGAAGUGACAGAAAAACUAAGUGAAAUGAUCGCUAGACCGUACCUUCGAACACCGAAAUCUGUGAUAAUGCAAACCACAGCUUUAGCGCGAAGGAAAAGACACGAAUUUGUUCGAGCAGUCUCUCAAGGUCUCAUUCCACCGGAAACACCACCGAUGCAAAGAAAAAGGAAGCGAAGAUACUUUAAUUCUGAUCUGUCUCAAACCUGCGCUUGGCUCAAGGAAUGCGAAUGGCCAGAAUACGAUACCGACGAAGAAACGGAUCUUUCUGUCAGUCACAAAAAUGUACCUUUCCGCCCAUACCUUAUGCCUAAAGGAGUGGUGCAUGAUCACCAGUGUGGACUUCUUUGCAGUCGAAGUUGUGGACGGUCUGAUUACAACAUGGAGCUAAUAAUAGCCCUGGAAAUGUCGCGAUUGCAAAUGAUCGAAGAUAGAAUGAAACAGGCCCAGGCUAUGAACAAUGCUAUAACGCCCGAUCCCAGUUCAAGUAUUUCGAAUAAUAGCAAUGAAAGUAGUGGGGAUGACCAGCUAAAGCUAGCCAUACAACUAAGUUUGCAAGACACAGAUAAUAAAGCAGGUGAACCGAGUAGAAGCAUCCAAAGGACAAAUGCAGAAAUAACAGUAGACUAUUUCCUCAAGUCGCUGGCCAAUCACAAGAUAGACUUGAAGUCACUGGAUCGAAUCGGUAAUGAAGACAAAGAGCUGUUCUUCAGGCCAUGUAGAGGAAAUGAAGAUGGAAGAUUUCAGAUAUCAGACAUCCACGAAAAUGGGUUUGCUUUUGCCGACACUGAUGAAUACGAUACUGACGUAAGAUUGAAGAGAUCGCACUCCACUGGCGAUUUGUGCGUGCGGAAAACAACCCGGGGUACGAGAGUGAGACUGAACGUAGGCGAAGAACCCAGGUACCAUCUGGAUAGUGAUCAUAGCAGUCAACAUGAAGAGAAACCAGAAGAUAUGGUGAGAAAACUACUAUCGCUGCCAUCAACCUCAGCUCGCACAAAACAACUUCUGCUUCUACAUACCUCAUAUCCUGAAGAGGAAUCAUAUCAAGGGCAGAGUUCUGUAGAAGACACGACAACGUCUGAUUCCAUGAACGCCGAUAUGGAAGUGUGUGGGAUACUUAACUCGGUGACUGAUGAGGAUUUAGGUAGCAAAACUUACGAAGAAGAAGCAACAAACAAAAAGACUGAACCAUCAUCUACAUGUAUCAAAUCCAUGGACAACGCACAGAAAAGAAUCAUAACUCAUAAUAGUAGCACCAAUCCAUUCACAAACCUUAAGGCCAAACUCUGUAGUGCACAAAUGUCGAAAACAAAUUGUUUUAGUAAAGUAGCUGUCAACAAGAGUAUAGGACUCAUUGGUGAUAAAUCCAAGGAGGGUCUUGACAGAAAGUACUGCGACACCCUAAGGCGAAGUUCUAUGAGCAAAUCAGAACCUGAAGACUCUAUCAGGGAUAUGAAGCCAUAUAUUGUAGAUAGUGAAUGUAAAAGUGAAAAGCAAAGCCCUAGGAAAAAUGAUAGGGAAACAAAAAGAAACAACUUUUCAAAAAGCACAGGAUUUUUGUUGGAAGAGCAAAGAAAAGCUUAUAAAGGACUUUCAAGUAAUUUACGCAUAAGAAUAUGCCCAAACUCAGACAUUCAAGGACCAAGCACAAAAUUGGAACAAAACAGACCUCCUCCAUUGGAGACCGAUAGUUCGAACGAAUACGAGAGCGAGACUGGUAUACCAAAGAGCCCGACUUUGUUCAUAUCUGGAGUAUCGAUAUCCAGGACACCAGAACCAAAAUCACCAGGGAUGAGCUUAGUCCAAAGUGGAAGAACAUCUAGAUCAUCCAGUCUCACAGUACCAACAUCUCAACUGUCAGCAAUAACUGGAAAUACGUCCAAUACAAGCCUCAAUACGGCUGGGCUUCCUCCGGAACCAAUGUCACCAUCUUUGAUGCCAGCAACGUCCAAAGGUGACCUUAGAACUCCUCCUAUUAGUCCCACGGUCCAAGAGAACAAAGACAGCAAGAGUAAAAGUGCCAGUGAACCGGAAAGAGAACGAGAAAUGUUUAGGUUUCCAAAGUCAUCAACAGAUGGAGCUUUGAGCUCCGUACUACAUGUUCAAGAGUCAAAUCUCAGUUCAGACGAUUUUCAUGAAGCUCUAUUCCUCUUAGAACGAUCACCAAAAACUAGGGACUCAAAACGGAGGAAAAAGUCAAAGAAAAAAGACAAGGACGAGAAAAAGGAAGACGUUAGCUCAGUUUUAUAAAAAAAAGUAUUUCCUUUGUAUACAUACAGGGUGUUUGCUAUUGUGUGAUCAAGUUGUGUUAUAUUGUCAGGUUAGCGAAAAUGUUCCCAUCGACAUAAUCGGAAAAUAUAGUUUUUAAGUACCCAUCUUGGCUGUAUAAAUAUGAUGAACACAAAUUUUAUAGUUCAAAAAGGAGGAGUCUUGAUUUUUCUAACGUCAAAUUUGUGUACUAAAUUUUGUUAUAAAUGUGAACUUAAAUUUUGCAUUUAAUGCGUGACUAGAUUUUUUCUCUGAAAGAAGACGUUUUAAAUUCGAGAAAAGCUAAGAGUAAUUUUCACGGUUUCAUCAACUUUUCCAAAUAGAUAGAGCUAUCUUAAUCAACAACAGACCCAAAGUAUUUUCAACUGUUUGCCUUAAUAUCCUACCAAAUAGAUAAAGAGUAGGUUUGAUUUUUCUGGAUGUUCUCUGAAGUCUAUUUGAGAAUGUCUUACUGAUACGUUUCCAACAAAAUAUGCCUUCGUGAUUGAGUGAUAUGCAAAAACGAACUUUAAAAGGCUAAAAUACAGCCUUUAUUGACUGAUAUUUCGUAGGUUCCUCAUUAUUUUAGGGCUUUAUAUAGUUCUUUCUAUGUUGAAUUGGACGUACCAAAAAACGUUCUUUUAUAAUGUUAUUAAUAUUUAGAUAUGCUCUCGAAUAUGUGCUUAUCAGAACCUUUCCGCUAAUCUGAGUGAAUAGACUCGUAGGAUAGUUGUGAAUCAUCCCAUAGUCGAACACAAAUACAUACCCAUUGAUUCGCCUCUUUGCAAACAAUUUUUGGAGUUAGUUAGCCUAAGUCCAAAUUGGACGAUAGUAACAUGACGUAUUCUGCGCCACUGGUUUAGGUGCAGAUGCUAUCAUUUUCAUUUUUGAACUUGACUAUAACUAGUUCUUCUGCAAAGAGACAAAAUCAUCAAGAACCUUUUCGAUAUACACAUAGCACGUCACAAACGUUUGUACGUACAUAUUAGGACUGGAGGGUUUUCAGGUACUGCAUAAAUACGAAAAACCCUUCACCGAUAUUUGGAGGUACGAUUUUUGUUUUAUUUAUAUUAAGGCACAUUUUUCUACUAUAACCAUUUACAUCCAUCUGUAUAUGUAUACUGUAUAACAUUUCUCACGAUGAAUUUUCGCAAAAUGACAGUGGCAUACUUCCGAAGAAAACCAGUUUCAACUUUUCUAUCAAUAGUUCUGUAGUGUGGUUCAAUCAAGGCAUUUGGACUAGAUAGAAGGAGAAAGCACGCGGUCCAUGCAAUCAUAAUCAGUAGCCAGGUAAAUACUACGAGUGUUGAUCUAAAAAGGAUUCACAGAAAGCUCCAGCCACACCGGAAGGUGCAACGGAAAAUCCGGCAACACCGCUGCCCGCGGCUAUUUCCCCACUGUCGAUUCUCCCCGGCCACGCCUCCCUGCGCCGCCAAUUCUUGGCUCAGCAGCCAUCCAAUAUGGAGCUUUACAUUUUUGAUACCGCCAAGAGAGAGAUUCGUUCCAUAACUCGCUUUUUACAGGCCACAGAGACAUCCACCCAUCGUAGUCAGUUUCCAGAAGUAUGGCAGGGAGCCUAGUGCCGGGCGGAAGUCCACGAUGACGAACGGAGUGGAGUCAGUCUGGAGGUUGGUUAUCGAGUGCUUCAAAAACAGGAGGAUCACCGACCGUGAACGUAUUGCUCAGUUCCUGGGAAUCCACAGACAGUGAUCCUCCUAUUCCACUUCGCGUUAGACCAUCUCGAUAACCAGCACCGAGACAGGAUGUCGUCUAAUCUGCUCUUCAUCGUGAACUUCCUUCUGAAUGGCACUAAGUUUUUGGACAUGUUGAACACUUGUUGCCAUCUCCUGUCAUUUGGUGAUGAAUAUCCACUGGUGGAGUUCCUUUGCCAUGC
Acanthoscelides obtectus is the source of this 6508-nucleotide messenger RNA. The record is from the annotation of a GenBank genome assembly. Lineage: Eukaryota; Metazoa; Arthropoda; Insecta; Coleoptera; Chrysomelidae.